Molecule: messenger RNA, 815 nt
Organism: Aspergillus vadensis CBS 113365
Lineage: Eukaryota; Fungi; Ascomycota; Eurotiomycetes; Eurotiales; Aspergillaceae
Product: cupin domain-containing protein
Exons: 3
Coding region: 207-815 (202 amino acids)
Source: RefSeq, a predicted model, not a curated record
CCGUUGUUUUGCAAAGCAGUGUUUCACAACCAGUCCGAAAGCAAACCAUGUCAGCUCCCGAACUGCCAUGAAGGAAACCCAGCGCCAAGCCAGUGUACUCUUCAUCGGGUUCCGACCUACUCAACCGAAGCAAUUAUAUACCUCCUACUACCAAUGCUACUUCCCGUAGACAUAACCUAGCUGGAGCGCCUGUAUUAAUCAAGAUCAUGGAUCGCGUCGACUCAGCCUACACAAAGAACCUACCCAUCCAUCACUACCAGCCAGAAAAGACGCCAUGGCGUCGACUGGGACAAUACCUCUAUCGCGUUAUGGAAGACGGGACGCACACUCAAUAUCGUCUCGCCGCAAUCGAAAGUCUCCUUCCGCCUCACAGCGAGGGUCCGGUGUUCCAUUUCCAUGAAAUGCAUGAUGAGGGGUUUUACGUUACCAAAGGAACCGUCCGCUUCCACAGCCCCGGCCGUGCCGACGUUGAUGCCAAAGCCGGCGACCUGAUCAUCGUACCUAUCCGUCUGCCUCAUCGAUUCAGUAACCCUUUCGACGAAGAAGCUGUCUUUAUGAACACAGCCACGCCGGGAUUCUUUGUGAGGUACUUUGAGUAUCUUGAGUACUUGAUUGGGGAGGGCACGGUGCUUACGCCGGAAAUCAACAAGGCCGCGCUGAGAAGGUUUGCGACUGUGCUGGUAAGUAAGGAGGAGGUGGAAAGUUUGGAGAAAGAGGGGAUGAGGAGUGAGAGUGUAGCUGAAAUUGAGACUGAGACUGAGGGGGAGAAGUUCGUGGAUUUUUUGGCCGAGGAGAACAAGGGUGAAGAGCCGUAG